Messenger RNA from Dibothriocephalus latus, 363 nucleotides. NCBI's taxonomy places the organism in Eukaryota, Metazoa, Platyhelminthes, Cestoda, Diphyllobothriidea, Diphyllobothriidae. The record is from the annotation of a GenBank genome assembly.
AUGAAUAUCUCCAUGUCUUCAAGAGAGUUUAUGUUUCAGCAAUCAUCCUCUACUUUCUCCACACCAUCUCCUAGAUACGAUCGUCGUCUUGUAGCCUAUGAUGCCUCUGGCGCCGUGGGUAACGACUUGGUUGUUGUCAGAGUGAGACACAGAGCUCAUCUGGCAGGCAUAAACUGUCUGGCUGGCAUCAAAGUGGACAAGGAUACCUGUCUGCUGGCUACUGGGGGAUUCGACAGUUACAUCAAAGUCUGGAAUGAUGACCUCACUCUCUUCUACCGGCUUCACGAUGUUCCCGAACUAAAAACAGGUAAAGGCAGUGAUGGGAUUCUCGUUACGACAUCAGUUUGUUUGGGUCCCAAAUAG